CCGCUCUUUGAUGGAUUGAGGCCGAAAACUUGCGAACGCAAAAGACAGCAAGAGAGCCCCUUCGACAAGUCGACGCUCUGCAUCUGUCCCCCCAUCAACUGCUGCCAACCUCGCCGAAACUCCAGCACCGACCCCCCCCCGCGCCCACCCAUCUUCUCCUCCCUCGCCCCCAAGAUAAAUACCCCCCGACCCUCAACCAAACUCGUCCUACCUUUUUGCCCAUCAUGAACGGCGAGGAUCCCCAAGAGCGCCCCGACUUCAUCCGCGCCAUCAUCAACGGUCUCGAGCGUUACAACCCUGAAGCCGCUGGCACUCUCGAGGCCUACCUCACCCAACAAUGUGAGGAGAAGUUCUGCGACUGCAACGCCAACCGCGCGCUGCUCAAGCUCUACCAACUCAACCCCGACCGCAUCAAGGAUGAGGUCAUCACCAACAUCCUCGUCAAGGCCAUGACCCAGUUCCCCUCGCCCCAGUUCGACCUCGCCCUCCACCUCCUCAGCCCCUCGCAGUCCAACCCGGGCCCCAACUCGUCCUCGGAGCUCACCGAGGCUGUUUCCAAGCUGCGCGCCCUCAACGCCCAGCUCGAGGGUGCCGAGUACGCCCGCUUCUGGGCCACCCUCGACAGCGACGAUCUCUACGCCGACCUGACCACCGACAUCGCCGGCUUCGAGGACAUGAUCCGCGUCCGCAUCGCCCAGCUCGUCGGCCAGUCGUACCGCGAGAUCCAGUUCCCCGUGCUCGAGAGCUGGCUCGGCCUCAACAACUCCGAGGCCACCACCCAGUUCAUCACCGAGACGUGCGGCUGGAAGGUUGAGGGCGAUGUCGUCCAGAUUCCCAAGAACGCCGACAACGAGGCGCGCAAGGCCGAGAUUCGCGAGGACGUCAACGUCGACAUGUUCGCGAGGGUCAUCAAGCGCAGCUGGGAGGAGUCUGCUUAGAUGCUGUCAACACUUGGCAGUGUCGAGAAAUGCUGAAGGAACGUAACGAAACGGGGAAGGGAAAAGGGACGAAGAAGGUUGAAGAACUGAAGAGACAAAAAUCCUUUCUUUCGAAACAUGGAGAGAAGGGGGGGACAACAAGAAGAAGAGGAUGAGAAACAAGGGGGGGCCUGAUGUCAAUACCCGUAUAAUUACAUCCUUCUGUGUGUGUGAUUGGGCCCCAAUUUCUUGCAUCUGGUAGCAAAAAAAAAGCUCUGGCGUUUUUGGGUUUUCAGACAAAUGUUGAAGAACGGAACUGGACGGGCACGUUUUUAUCCCGUUACUGCUGUUGCUAGCUACUUUACACUGUCCUUGGUCUCAGAACAGACAGCCGUUCGCGUAGAAAGAGGUAGAAGUGGGAUUCCUGACGGCGGUGAUGGGAUGUCUUGCGGGUUUCUAUGGUGUUUGGAAGAGCAUACAUGGUAGAAUUUGUCAAGGGUGUCGGAAUAUGAAACUAUGACAUGACCAGUUGGUAGUCCCGUGUUUGGCAAGUUUUUGGGCGUGAUUUUGGACUUCUCUCCAAGAGCCCAACGUGUGUAUGAACUUGUUGCCGUUUCAGGUUCCCAGCAGCCUUGUUUUCUCGCUUCGUGAUAUUCGGAGAGGUAGCUUGGUUCGCAUAGUCUAGUUGAUCCCGAAAAUAUUCCCUUUAAA
Molecule: messenger RNA, 1628 nt
Organism: Neurospora crassa OR74A
Lineage: Eukaryota; Fungi; Ascomycota; Sordariomycetes; Sordariales; Sordariaceae
Exons: 2
Coding region: 225-938 (237 amino acids)
Biological process (GO): regulation of translational initiation
Cellular component (GO): eukaryotic translation initiation factor 3 complex; cytoplasm
Molecular function (GO): translation initiation factor activity; ribosome binding
Source: RefSeq, a predicted model, not a curated record